This is a messenger RNA of Alosa alosa (allis shad), 724 nucleotides long. It is a transcript of the gene scpp7, whose product is annotated as secretory calcium-binding phosphoprotein 7. NCBI's taxonomy places the organism in Eukaryota, Metazoa, Chordata, Actinopteri, Clupeiformes, Clupeidae. The record is from RefSeq and is a predicted model, not a curated record. The transcript has 10 exons. The coding region runs from base 50 to 499 and encodes 149 amino acids.
UACCUCCUACACUCACUCUGAUCAUACCAAACCAAAGCUACGUUCUACCAUGAAAGCCAUUAUUGUUCUCUCCUGCAUGGUGGGGAUGGCACUCUGUGCUCCUCAGCUUGCUCCCUACAUUCAGGUGGAGAUUAAACAAGCUCCAGGGGCAGCUGGUGCCGCACCUGCUGUAUCAGGGUCCUCUCUGCAGUCUAUCCUUGAUGCGUUGAGAGCUGCCCAGGCUGCUGGUGGGCCCCAGGUCCUCGUGAAGCAGGAGAUCCCUCAGCCCGCUGGAAGAGAGAGCGUUGAGAUUUUUUACCCCUUGGCCCCCGCUGCCCCUGCCGCUCCUGCUGCCCCUGCGGCCCCUGCGGCCCCUGUUGUCCCUAAUGUCCCUGUUGUCCCUAAUGUCCUUGUUGUCCCUAAUGUCCCUGUUGUCCCUGUUGUCCCUGUUGCACCCGCUGCACCCGCAGCCCCUGCCAAGGCUCCUUCCAGUGAUGAUGAUGAUGAGGAGGAUGAGUAAACAACACUCGCCAAGCCAAUUCCUUGACACUGGUAUCCAAGACACGGAAACAAAGAUGUGACCUUGAUAGCUGCUUCCUCUUUCCUAACCUGAUCAUUCACGACAAUGUGGUGCUACACUCUGACUUCCUGGUUCCCACAGGAAGCCAUUAAGCUCUUUCUGUUACCAUUUUGUAUACUGUAGUUUGUUUCGACAGAUUUAAAAAAUAAAUCUUAGAAUCUGUCA